Molecule: messenger RNA, 3419 nt
Organism: Poeciliopsis prolifica (blackstripe livebearer)
Lineage: Eukaryota; Metazoa; Chordata; Actinopteri; Cyprinodontiformes; Poeciliidae
Product: rho guanine nucleotide exchange factor 2-like
Exons: 22
Coding region: 386-3070 (894 amino acids)
Biological process (GO): actin filament organization; cell morphogenesis; regulation of Rho protein signal transduction
Cellular component (GO): ruffle membrane; cytoskeleton
Molecular function (GO): microtubule binding; guanyl-nucleotide exchange factor activity
Source: RefSeq, a predicted model, not a curated record
UUUGAUCACCAGUCACGUGACUUCUGGUGACGCUGUGGCUGGCUGAUGUGGGUCAUGUGACUUGGUGACACGUUGUCAUAGAGACUAACCCCACCCAAAAUGUCGACUGCGCUGCUCCAGCUCCAGAAACGAGCGCUCUUCUCCAUGUGUCGGUGGGCGGGGCUGAAGCUACGAGCAGCGACGGGAUUAGCCGAGCGCGGCGGCAGCGGGCUGCGCUCUGAUUGGUCAGAAGUACAGAGACGCUCUGUCUGUCAGAGCCAAGCCCCGCCCCCUACACAGACGGCGGAGCGCUCCGGACCGGGACCAGAACCUCCGGACUUUGUUGCUCAGAGUGAGAAAGACUGACCCGGACCGUCGGAACCGAUCGGAACCGAUCUGCGGCUCGAUGUCCCGGCUGCUGGAGAGCCGGAGGGAAAAGGACCGGAUGAAGGAGAGCAGCCUGAAGAUCAAAGAGAAGGAGCGGCUGAAGGAGACGAGAGAGCGGGAGGCGCGCUCCAGCAGCGGCCACCUGUUCACCUCUCUCAGCGUAUCGGCCACUACGCUCUGCUCCUCCUGCAACAAGAGCAUCACGGCCAAGGAGGCGCUCAGCUGCCCAGGAUGCAACGUCACCAUCCACAAUCGCUGCAGGGACAGCGUGGCGAGCUGCGCCAAGAUGAAGCAGAGGCAACAGAAGCUGACAUUAGUCAGAAACAAUUCGGCUCUACAGAACGUCGCUUUGCGGACCAAAACUCCGAUGAUGAAGGAGCGCCCCAGUUCAGCUAUCUACCCCUCAGACACUCUGCGACAGUCUCUGCUGGGAUCCAGGCGGGUUCGGUCUGGCCUCACGCUCGCCAAGAGCGUCUCCACCAAUAACAUCGCAGGGGGUUCAGAGGAGUCAGUCGGUCUCCGCAGGAUUCUGUCUCAGUCCACCGAGUCGCUGAACUUCCGCAACAGAACUCUCUCCAUGGAGUCUCUGACCGACGACGGCGAGUGGUGGUGGAGCCCCCUGCUGGAGGAGCUGCAGGCGGAGGGCAGCUGCGUCCAGGCCGACAGCUGGAGCAUGGCGGUGGACUCCAAAUUCCUGCAGACGCAGCACAAAGACGUCAUCAAGCAGCAGGACGUCAUCUACGAGCUGAUCCAGACGGAGUUCCACCACGUCCGGACGCUGCGGAUCAUGGAGGGCGUUUACCGGCGAGGGAUGCAGGAGGAGGUUCUACUGGAGGCGGGUGUGGUCCACACCAUCUUCCCCUGCCUGGACCAGCUGCUGGAGCUGCACGCCAACUUCCUGUCCCAGCUGCUGAGCCGCAGGAAGGAUGGGCUGCAGGAGGGCAGCACCAACAACUUCACCGUCCGCCGCCUGGGCGACCUGCUGCUGCGACAGUUUUCAGGUCAGUUCGCUGAAGACAUGAAGAAGCUUUACUCCGAGUUCUGCAGCCGCCACCCCAAAGCCGUGAAACUCUACAAAGAGGUUCUGAACCGAGACCGCAGGCUGCAGCAGUUCAUCAGGCGGGUUUGUCGCGGUCCUCUGCUGCGCCGCCAUGGCGUCCAGGAGUGCAUCCUGCUGGUCACCCAGCGGAUCACCAAAUACCCGGUUCUGAUCCAGAGGAUCCUGGACAACACCAAAGGCUGUCCGGACGAGCGGCGAGACCUGCAGGAGGCCCUGGUCCUCCUGAAAGAGCUGAUCGGCUCGGUGGAUCAGGAGGUUCUGGAGCUGGACCGGAACCGGCGGCUGCAGGAGGUCCAGGCCCGGUUGGACCCGCGGGCCCAGGCUGAGGUGAAGGGAGGCGGCGCGUUCAGAGGGGGGGAGCUGCUGAGGAGGAAGCUCCUCCAUGAGGGGACGCUCACCUGGAAGGUGCAGGGUUCCAGGAUGAAAGAUGUGCAGGUCUUGCUGAUGUCAGACAUCUUAGUUUUCCUCCAGGAAAAGGACCAGAAGUUCACUUUUGCAUCACUGGACAAGUCCCCUGUGGUUUCCCUGACCAAGCUGAUCGUUAGAGAAGUAGCCAAUCAGGAAAAAGGGAUGUACCUGAUCAGCGACUCGGCGCCCCCAGAGAUGUACGAGCUGUACGCUUCGUCCAAAGACGACCGGAAGACGUGGAUGAGCUGCAUCCAGAAGGCCGCCCAGAGCUGUCCUUCCAGAGACGAGUUUCCCCUCAUUGAGACUGAAGACAAAGCUUUACAGCGCCGCCUCAGAGCUGACAUCCAGCAGAAGGACAAGGAGGUUCUGGAGCUCCUGCAGGAGCGGGUCACCUUGUUCUCCGACCUGGUCCAGGCCGCGGCGCGAGAAGACGGAGAGGAACGGCAUGUGGAGGCGAAGACCUCGUCCUCUAACCGGAACCUGUUCAGAGCCGACACGCCGCACGCUCCCAAAGCAGAACCGCUCCUUCUGGCCGCCAUUGGAGAAGUCGACAAACUGGCGGCUCUGCUGUCCGACUCCGGAAAUCAGAAAUCCUCCAUGACCAACGGCAACCAGGACAUCAGCAAUGGGGAUUCAGUUUCUGUCAACGGUUCUUUUAAGAUCAGCAACAGCUCUUCCAAGGACCGCAACGGAAACCAGCUGCAGGAACGGACCCUGAAUGAGGAAGUGCGCCAGCGGUUGGUCGCGCUCAGCACACAGCUUCACGGCCUGCAGGCGGCGGUGAUCCGGCAGGACUCAAUCCUGGAGCUGUCGGCGGGCGUUGCCCACCCGGCCGGCCCGGGCUCCGCCCCCCGCCUGGUGCGGUCGAUGUCGCGCGACGCGGCGCUGGACGCCAGCGGCGAGGCGGUGCUGCUGCGGCGGCAGGUGGAGCUGCUGCAGGAGGAACUGUCACGGCUGCGUCUGAAGGCGGAGGGCGGCAAGAAGGGGGCGGGGUCUGGAAAGAAGAAGAAGAAGAACAAAGGGAAGGGCGACGCCUCCAAGGACCAGCAGCAGGUGGACAGGAAGCCGGAGGCCGAGCCGCCCGCAGUCGCCCCGUUGGCCGUCGAGGAUCCCGUCGACCAAUUAGAUGGCCUGGAGGAGGGCCCGGAGGAGGAGGAGGAGGAAGUGAUGAAGAUCUCGCCGCGCUCCGACAGUCCCAGAGACCUCCAGGACAUUCCAGAGGAGAGCGAGAGCUAACCUCCCAUUGGACGUCACCGCCGUGACGUCACCGUGAUGUCACCGCCAUGACCAUGACGUCACCGUGAUGUCACCGCCAUGAUGUCACCGCCAUGACGUCACCGUGAUGUCACCGCGUGAUGUCACCGUGAUGUCACCGCCAUGACGUCACCGUGAUGUCACCGUGAUGUCACCGCCAUGACGUCACCGUGAUGAUGUCUCCGUGAUGAUGUCACCGUGAUGUCACCAGAGAUCCACUCGCUGUCGGACUCUUUCCUUCAACAUUUCCAAAAUUUUCUGUUGGAUACAGGAAGUGUAACCAUGACAACUGUUUACUGAUCAUGUCUGCUGGAGGGGGAGGGGCUUAUUA